Messenger RNA from Phragmites australis (common reed), 1449 nucleotides. RefSeq lists its product as uncharacterized. Gene Ontology annotation, biological process: GPI anchor biosynthetic process. The transcript has 6 exons. Gene Ontology annotation, cellular component: glycosylphosphatidylinositol-N-acetylglucosaminyltransferase (GPI-GnT) complex. The record is from RefSeq and is a predicted model, not a curated record. Bases 248 to 769 code for a protein of 173 amino acids. NCBI's taxonomy places the organism in Eukaryota, Viridiplantae, Streptophyta, Magnoliopsida, Poales, Poaceae.
CCCAAGCAACCCACCUCGCCGCCCCUGCCUCCGUCGCCACCCUCCCCGCCGCCGGCGCCGUCCAAGCGCCCGGCCUCCGCCCCCCCCCCCCUCGCAGUCGCUGCUAGAGCGCCCGAAUCCACUCGGCCACCGGGAGACCCGCCUGUGCGCCGCCGUGCCGUCACUCGUGCCACCGCGGACCGCCGUUGCCGUGGGGGGCGACGGGAGGUGAACUCCCCCAGUGAUUGUUUCUGGAUCUAGAGAGACCAUGGAGCAAGAACAGAAAGGAGAAACAUCCAGUGGUGUGUAUACGUACAAGCAUCAUUGUGAAACGGGAGUUGAUAUCCACGAGAUCUUUGUUAAGAAGAGCAGAUCGCAAGUUCUCUUGUCAUACAUUGGCAUCGUUUUUCUUCUUGCAAAUGUCUGCCAUUCAUUGCUGGAAAAGGAGAGGCUAUGUCUUGGAUCAAUUUGGAAUAUUACCUUUGCCAUUCUGUUCGCCAGAUGUUUGCGAUACAAGCCUGUGAGGAAAGAGUCAGUAGUGAUAAUGCCAGCUUUUGGUGUUCAACUGGAGAUACAUUUUUGGAGCGGAAGAGUUGAUCGUCAUUUUGUGCCCAUUGGCAAGAUUAUGAAGACAUUGCUAAAUGAGUGCGUGACACCAGUGACCUGUUACUGGAGCUUGGCACUGCUUUUGCGUGAUGAAGAUGAACUGCUAGUUUUCCAGAAAUUCCGUCCUCCUGUCAAAAUGCUGGUUCCUGUAUGGAAGGUUCUCUGCACAUUCACAAACUGUUAGUGUCCAAGCCCUUCUGGAGUUUAUAAACCAAACUCUUCAGAAACAUGAGCGAUCUGGUGCUAUAGUGUAGAUGUAUGUAUGCUCAAAAAAGCAGCUGCAGUUGAGCUAUAGGAAGUCACCAGUGGUGAUUUCGGCUGGAAGUGUAUACCACUUAACAUUACUGCCUGAAUAGCAUUCACUUACAUUUUGUAUUUUUCAGUGCAGUUCUGUCUGAAUGUGGCGCCAAACAUGUAUGGGAAGAUGCAAAGUUUGGUUAAACAAUCUCCUUUGUCUCCUGUGCCACUUAAAUGAGAACGACUCAAGUGUACCAUGAAAAUGAAAUGUGCACAGACAAGCAUGUGAGGGAUCCCAUGCAGAGAUCCAAAUGCAGUCAGACACACCACUCAUGGAGUAGAGUAUCAUAUGCACUCACUCCAAUUCCCCAACCCUUCUCGAUGAGUUGUUAAUUCACAUGUGCUUGUGAAAGAGGAGCUUAAGUUUCAAAAGUGAAACUUUUAGCUACAAAUUUGGCACCUGAUUGAAUUUACAACAUAAAAUUUUGUUAAUGUUGUGUACCGAUGGUCGUGUUGCUGAUCGACCCGCAUAGAUCAAUACUGAAACAAGCGAUAGGAAAGACGGCCCUGUAGUAUUCACGUUGUUAGCACUGAGUAGCAAAUGAGAGGUGUGUACUAUACAAUGAU